GUCAAUGUUCAGGGGAGCAAUUGAUUAUAUUAUAUACUGAUAUCGUUUUCUGUUGACGUUCAGAUUGCAAGGUGGGCAAUGGGGGGACAUACAGGGGUCCUGCUUCUAUGACCAUGUUGGGUGUCACAUGUCAGAGGUGGAGCUCCCAAAGCCCCCAUCAGCAUGCCAGUUUCAACCCUGAAUCCCACCCUGACAAAGGCCUGGAGUCCAACAAUUGCAGAAACCCUGACAAUGACGUGAAUGGACCAUGGUGCUACACCACAGACAGAAGCAAAAAAUGGGACUACUGCCAAAUCCCAGAAUGCGCUGGCUUGAAAUGUGGGCAGCCGGUUACAAAACCCAAGAGGUGUUUUGGUCGCAAAUCAAAUCAAAUCAAAUUGUAUCGCAUCGUUGGAGGCUGUGUGACAGAACCCCACUCAUGGCCCUGGCAGAUCAGCCUGAGGACCAACACUGGUGUUCAUUUCUGUGGGGGAACUCUGAUCGCCCCUCAAUGGGUCCUCACCGCUGCCCACUGCCUGGAGAGAUCAAAGAGGCCAUCUGCCUACAAGGUGUUUAUGGGAACCCACACAGAGAGAGGAAAUGAAGCGACCAAGCAGGAGCGUAAUCUGGAGAAACUGAUCCUGGGACCUGACAGGACAGACAUUGCACUGCUGAAGCUAGAAACCCCUGCACUCAUAAAUGACAAGGUUUUACCAGCAUGCUUACCCGAGAAGGAUUACGUGGUACCACCUGGAACAGAGUGCUAUGUGACAGGAUGGGGAGAGACACAAGGAACUGGUGGAGAUGGGAUCCUCAAGGAGACGGGCUUCCCUGUUAUAGAAAAUAAAGUGUGUAAUCGUCCUGCCUACCUGAACAACAGAGUCAAGGACCAUGAGAUGUGUGCUGGGAACAUUGAAGGGGGAACAGACAGCUGUCAGGGUGACAGUGGUGGCCCUCUGGUGUGUCAUGCCCAGAACAGCUUUGUCCUCCAGGGAGUGACAUCCUGGGGUCUGGGCUGUGCCAACGCCUUGAAGCCAGGGGUGUACGCCAGAGUAUCAAAGUUUACGGAUUGGAUUAACAGUCAGAUGAAGAUUCAUUCUUAACACCCUACUCUCCAUAAUCUGAGGAAAUGUGUAAUUUGAGCCACAAAUCUAGUUUUGUUAAGAAUUGAAAGUACAAAUUAAAUACUUGUGGUAAGUGAUUUUGUCAGAAAUUGCAAGGAUCAUUAUUUUUGUUAAGAAAACAAAAUAAUUCAAUUGUUAAGCAAUGCAAAUAUGUUCUAGCCUGGAAGACAGCAAUGGUGUUCGGCCACAUGUUAAAAAAAUUAAAUAAAACAGCUGACAUUGUGUGCAAUUGG
Salvelinus fontinalis (brook trout) is the source of this 1336-nucleotide messenger RNA. Its product is annotated as plasminogen-like. Gene Ontology annotation, molecular function: signaling receptor binding; serine-type endopeptidase activity. The transcript is spliced from 8 exons. Lineage: Eukaryota; Metazoa; Chordata; Actinopteri; Salmoniformes; Salmonidae. Gene Ontology annotation, biological process: proteolysis. The coding region runs from base 108 to 1082 and encodes 324 amino acids. The record is from RefSeq and is a predicted model, not a curated record.